CUUUUUUUGUUAUGACACCAAAUUAUAAAGUUAAAAGCUUUCAACAGGUCUACCACACAAAUCAUAUUCGCUCGUUCUCUUUCUCUUUCUCAAUCUAAUCUCUCCAGUGACUGAGUUGUGUUUUUUAGUGGAAGAAGAAUCUGAUUCAAAGCCCCCAAAAAGACUAAAGCUUUGGUGAUGGGAUCUGGAGCUGGAAAUUUCCUCAAGGUUCUUCUCAGGAACUUCGAUGUUCUUGCUGGGCCUGUGGUUAGUCUCGUUUAUCCUCUAUAUGCUUCAGUCCAGGCGAUUGAAACUCAGUCUCACGCUGAUGACAAACAAUGGCUAACAUAUUGGGUUCUUUAUUCUCUACUUACACUCAUCGAGCUCACGUUUGCCAAACUCAUCGAGUGGUUACCGAUAUGGUCAUACAUGAAGCUGAUCUUGACUUGCUGGCUUGUUAUUCCUUACUUCAGCGGCGCUGCUUAUGUCUAUGAGCAUUUUGUGAGGCCUGUGUUUGUUAACCCACGGAGCAUUAAUAUUUGGUAUGUGCCAAAGAAGAUGGAUUUCUUCAGAAAACCAGACGACGUGUUAACAGCUGCUGAGAAGUACAUUGCAGAGAAUGGACCUGAUGCUUUCGAGAAGAUCUUAAGCCGGGCCGAUAAAUCAAGAAGAUAUAAGCAUGAACAUGAAAGUUAUGAAACAAUGUAUGGUGAGGGUUAUCAGUACUAAGAGACCUUGGAAAAGCUUUUUAAAAUUUAGAAUGUGUGAAGCAAGUUUCAUGUCUUUGAUGUUGUUUGUCUUGCGUUAGUUUUGUGGAUCUCUGUCGUGUAAAAAAAAGCUGAUCUUUAUUCUCAAAUUUGACUCUUAGAAUCGAAAUUUUCAUAUUCCUAUGUUUUCUUUUAAUAUAUUAUCUAUGCAUGUUUCAAGCUUUCAA
Messenger RNA from Camelina sativa (false flax), 913 nucleotides. RefSeq names its product HVA22-like protein a. Lineage: Eukaryota; Viridiplantae; Streptophyta; Magnoliopsida; Brassicales; Brassicaceae. The record is from RefSeq and is a predicted model, not a curated record.